AUGAAGCCCUUGGAAGGAAGCCUUGUGUACUACCCAUUUGGUAGUAAAGACCUGUUUGCUCUGAAAGCACACUCCAAGACUUGGCAUAUCUACAAUGAACAUUUCCGCCAAUCUCAGCAAGGUCAUGUGUCAAUUGCUUUGGCUUCUCAUUGGGUUGCACCAAAAAAUGGGGACAUAACCUCUGAAGUUGUGCAGCUUUGCCAGUGCUCUAUCAAUUCUGUAUUGGGUUGGUUUGCGAAACCAAUAUUCAUAGAUGGUGAUUAUCCAGAGUGUAUGAAGGAUAACCUCAAAUCGCUACUGCCAGCUUUUAACGAUGGAGAAAAAUUGGAAAUAAAGAAAACAGCUGAUUUUUUCGCACUUUCAUUUGGACCAUUGAGUUUUCGACUUUUGGAUUCAAAUCUGUUAUUUAACCAAUCAAAAAAAUACUUUCUGAGGCAGCUUCUGUAUUGGAUUCACACAGAAUACAACAACUCAAAAAUAUUCAUUGUAGAAAAUGGCUGGGAUGACAGCAGCGGCAGUACAAAGACUGAGGAUGUUUAUAACAUGUAUCCUUUAAAGACCUUUCUCAUGGAUGUACUGAAAGCAAUUAAGUACGAUGGAGUUGAUGUCAUUGGAUACACAGCAUGGUCACUACUAGAUGGUUUUGAAUGGGAUGCUGGUUACAAUACCCGACGGGGAUUGUUUUAUGUUGACUUUCAAAGCAAGGAGAAGAACAGAAUGCCAAAAUCAUCUGCUUUUUUCUAUCAGCAAGUGAUAGAAGACAAGGGAUUCCCACCUAUACCAGAAAACAAACCUAUUACAGGGACCUUCCCCAACAGUUUUGUAUGGGGCAUCUCUGAAGAUGUCAUACAGGUAGAAUCAUCUCCUACAACUCCCCAAUUUGUUGAUCGCAAUAUCUACAAAUGGGAUAUCAAUGGCACUGGAAAGUUGCUGAAAGUCAAAGGAGUAAUGGGCCAGCUGCGUAAAGCUCAGUGCACUGAUUACAGCACUAUCAGACAAGAAAUUUACCUCUUGCAGAAUACACAUGCCACUCACUUCCAAUUCUCCCUCAACUGGUCACUAAUCCUACCGACUGGCAACACAACACAGGUGACCAGAGCAAAUCUGCGCUAUUAUAAAUGCUACGUCAGUGAGCUUCUACGUGUGAAUGUUACUCCGGUCGUUGUACUGUAUCAUCCUACUCUUGAAGAUCAGCGAUUGCCGUCAAUGUUAGAAAACAAUGGGGGCUGGAUGAACCCAGCAACAAUUCAGGCUUUCAUGGAAUAUGCCAGGUUAUGUUUCAGACAGCUGGGAAACAAAGUGAAGUUCUGGAUAACAAUGAGUGAGCCAAAUGGCAUAAAGCACUUAGUAGCACAUAAAGCAAACUUUACGGUUUUAGGCCACAAUUUAAUCAAAGCACAUGCUUUAGUCUGGCAUCUCUAUAAUAAUGAAUUUCGCAAGACUCAAAAUGGACAAAUCUCAGUUUCUCUUCAUGCUGAUUGGGUAGACCCAGCUGACCCUUUCUCUAGGAAUGAUAUAGAAGCAGCUGCUAGGAGUUUAGAGUUUGAUAUCGGUUGGUUUGCAGAGCCUAUUUUUGGCAGUGGAGACUACCCUUUCAUCAUGCGAGACUGGCAGAGCCAAAGGCAAAACAUUGGAUGGCACAAUUCUUAUUUGCCCUACUUCACCAAUGAAGAGAAAGAGCUGAUACGUGGCUCUGGUGAUUUUGUGGCAUUAAACCACUACACAACUCAUAUUGUACAUCUAGAAGGUCAAACUGGAGCCCAGACUGGUUAUGAGUUCAAAGUGCAGCACCUGAAAGAUACUACUUGGCUGGAAUCACCAGAUGGAAAAGCAGUUGUGCCAGGGGGUUUACGCAAACUCCUCAGGUGGAUUAAAUCAAAAUAUGGCAACAUCCCUAUUUAUAUCACAUCGAAUGGCAUUGAUGAUGAUUCACCGUCCAAAGAUAAAUUGCGUGUUUACUACAUUCAGAGUUACAUUAAUGAAGUUUUGAAAGCCUUAAAACUAGAUGGAGUAAACAUUCGCGGGUAUUUUGCUUGGGCCUUAAGAGAUAUCGAUGAACCAAACUAUGGCUUCUUCACUUCUAAUCGAGCAGCUAAGCUCUCUGUUGAACAUUACAGGAGAAUUGUAGAUAAUGGAGGAUUUCCUACAUCAAAUAUCACCAGUACAAAAUGUUAUCAAGACUUACAUUCUUCUGCAAGAUGCAAUCCUUUGUUCUUCAGAAAACAGUUGCUGAUUUUUGCAUUAUGUACUUUAAGUGUUUUUACUGCAACUAUGUUUUUAAUUAUUUAUUAUUCUACAAAAAGGUGCAGAAAAUAUAAUUAAAACAUUCUAUUUAAAGGGAUAUUAACUUGUUUGGAGGAAGGUACUCAUUUAUAGUUUGACAAGAGUGAUACUUAAAGAAAAGUUCUUUCUGGUCAACAAUCUGACAUUAGUUUUUCAUUCUAAUUUUCAUUUUCUGUCUAAAAGGUUUUCACCAAUUCUGUCCUUAUGGUAGUAACUUAAAUUUGCAGUCAUUCACUAUUUAAUGUGGCUAAGUCUGGAUAGCGAUUGCAUAAUUGACCAUUGAGUAAUAUCAUAGUCGAGCCAUUCUUGUCUCCACCCUACAGCCAUAUACGCAGGGGAUCAUUUUAAUUUUGUGCGCUGAGUGGUAGCAAAUUGGCAACAAAUUUUGUUUCGUUGAAGUCAAUAAAAAUUGGGAAGGCAGGGAAAGACAUAAUACAUGGUCUGCUGAUUUGUUGUUGCCUGUUUUACACCAUUACACAAAGCUAAAAUGUCUCUGAACACUCUUCAGCAUUACAUAGCAGUCAAGGAGCAGGAUGUCAUCUCCUUCAUAUAAGGCUAACUGUAGCUUCCAAAUGAUCAACCUGCUUGAGAUCAGCUAACUCAGGACACACUAGAGAUCAAAUGUAGAUAUCUCUUAAUCUGUAGCGGGCAAUGAGUAUAAGCAUUGACAAACCAGGCCUCCUGUUGAUGUAAAUUUGAGGAAUAUAAUGAAUGUAGUAUAAUUCACUUUGAACAGUGCAGGAGUGUCAUUGCCAAAAAAGUUAUAGUUAGAUCUUUAUGCAAUCUUUCAUCUGUAAUGCUCCAGAUGGAUGAAUAUUGGAAAUUUAUGUCUACCCCCAAUUCAUGACUCCACAUUUUGUUUUAGUAUCCAUUCAUUUCAACAUAAAAGAUAUAGUGUACCUGCAAAUCUAUGUUUCCAAUAUGCACAUGAAACACCAGGAUCUCAAGGGGAGCUGAUAGCCUAGUGGUAUGAGAUAACAAGGUGUAGAUCUGGAUGAACACAGCAGGC
Rhincodon typus (whale shark) is the source of this 3292-nucleotide messenger RNA. RefSeq names its product klotho. Gene Ontology annotation, biological process: carbohydrate metabolic process. NCBI's taxonomy places the organism in Eukaryota, Metazoa, Chordata, Chondrichthyes, Orectolobiformes, Rhincodontidae. Gene Ontology annotation, molecular function: beta-glucosidase activity. The record is from RefSeq and is a predicted model, not a curated record. The coding region runs from base 1 to 2322 and encodes 773 amino acids. The transcript is spliced from 5 exons.